CCCUCUUACCCCCUGCUGCUGCUCUACCCAGUGGGCUGACUAGUGACCUGGAGCCACAGCCACACAAAGUGAAGCCUAGGAGAGCAACCCACAGUGCAGGGGCCAUCUACUCCCACAGUACCUCACCCCUCACCCUGCCAACUGGACCAGGUGAUGCAAUAUCAUUGAGUGAGAAUUCUCCCUCUGGUUUUCCAAUUGCCUUUCAUUCCCGUGAUGACUGUGCUUUGAGUCCUGAGCGACUAGAUUUGGACAGGCGUGGUCUGGAGGAGUGUCCCCUGCUGGAGGGCAUGGGUAGGCUGCGGCUGCUCAACUUUCAGCACAACCUCAUCACACACAUCCACAAUCUGUCUCAUCUGCGGCACCUGGCCUUCCUAGACCUGUAUGACAACCGCAUCUCUGAGAUGUCUGGCAUCUCAGCCCUGGCCUCUCUCAGAGUGCUUAUGCUGGGCAAGAACAGAAUCCAGAGGAUAUGCAGUCUGGAUAACCUGACUAAACUAGAUGUUCUGGACUUGCAUGGCAAUCAGAUCUCCCAGAUAGAGAACCUCUCCCACCUGUCUGAGCUGCGCGUGUUGAACCUGGCAGGGAACUGCAUCUCCAGGGUGGACAACCUGCAGGGCCUGGACUCACUGACCGAGAUCAACCUGAGACUCAACUGCAUCUCCACUGUGACAGAGGUGGACCAGCUGCCCUGCCUCCAGCGCCUCUUUCUCAGCUGCAACAGCAUCACCAGUUUUGAUGAGCUAGCCUGCCUGGGAGAGUCGGGCUCCCUUUCUGAGCUCACCCUGGAUGGGAACCCAGUAGCCCUGGAGACAUGGUACAAGCAGGCCGCCCUGCGCUGUGUGCUUCAACUCAGACAGCUGGACAUGAAACGUGUCACGGAGGAGGAGAGACGUAUGGCCUGCGUUAUGGCCCGAAAGGAGGAUGAGAAGAGGAGUCACAAGCAGGCCAUGCACAAGAGUCCUGCUCAUGUUGCGCCUCAGCAGUUCUACACUCAACUUGGACUCAAGUCUCAGGACUCCGCAGUGACAAGCAAGGAGAAGCGGCGUCUGGCCAUCCGUAAUGCAGCGCUGCAGUGGGAGGGGGUCAGGGCCUGCCUGGAGCUCCCGGCUCAGAACGGGGCCAAGGAGGAAGUCAGCCCAGAGGCCAGCCCCGCCCACAGCCCCGCCCAGACCAAUGGCCUUGCACAGGAUCCUUCUCCGGAUGAGCAGCUCAGACGGGUGAGUCCAGUGUCCGCUCCGGACAGGCCAACAGGGGGCAAUGAGAACCGGUUACGCUCCACCAGUCGCCCCAACAGUCCUCGAGACCCCAAGCUCCUGGAGGCAGGGGGUGCCAGCGUGCAGAGCCUCUCCCUGUCAGACAACCACCUGGCGGAGCUGGAUGGGGAAACUCUGCGCCUGUUUGGCCUCGGGGCCCUGGAGGCCCUGGAGAGAGGCUGGGGGGUCCAGACUGCAGGGGCCGUCACUGUCAUAGCCUUCCGCUACAUCCACUUUGAUGCGAUCGUGCCAACACUGCCACGCAUAAGGGUCAAGUUCCCCAACCUAUCUCACCUGAUUUUCCUGGAGACCAACAUCAGCCGUCUUCCCCAGCUGGCUGCGCUGGCCCAGGUGAGACGUCUGGACCAGCUGACCAUCCACCCAGAGGGGAACCCUGUAGUCAGCCUUUCCCUGUGGAGAUCCUUCCUCAUCUACCGCCUGCACCACUUCAACCUGCACAAGAUCAACAGCCUGGAGGUGACCAUGAAUGACGUGAUCUCUGCAGAGCGUCUGUUUGGGACGCUGGGUCAUAUCGCUGCCACCGAGACACCGCGCUGCCGCCUGCUAGUGCUGCUGGAGGAGUCCAGGAAGCGUCAGCUGCAGUUUCUGUUGGAGGGGCGUGGACGGCGUGCAGGCUUGAGCCCAGAGGAGCUGCGUGACAACGGCAAGCUGCUGGGAGAGGGCCUGAGCAGAGCCCUGUUCAACUACCCCAGUAGAGACUGCUGCAGUGUGGGAGCAGAGAGCCCAGAGGAGGGUGCUAUGGAGUCAUCAUCGGAGCGCGGAGCCAUGAUGGAGCAGUAUAUACAGGAUCUGGUCCAGAGGGCAUCUGACACCAACCUGAAGGGGGAGUCCCUCCACAAGCUGUGGCCCUCCAUGUUCAUGGAGAUGGUGAGAGACUGUGUGCUGGAGAUGAGGGACCGACCGGCCUUCCGUCAGGCCUGCCUCAACAGGCUCUCCACACAGGGAAAGUGAGAGGGUGAGGGGUAGAGACCUGGUAAAGCUCCAUAAGACCUACAGUACAGCAAACUGGACACUUACUGGACACAGGUACAGCAUACUGGACACAUACUGGAAAAAUGUACAGCAUACUGGACACAUACUGGAAACAUGUACAGCAUACUGGACACAUACUUGACACAGGUACUGCAUACUGGACACGUACUAGACACUGCUACAGCAUACUGGACACCUACUAGACACAGGUACAGCAUACUGGACACCUACUAGACACAGGUACAGCAUAUUGGACCACUUCUACUACUACAGCAUAUUGGACACUCUCAUGCUGCUCUGUCUCACCACGUUAACCCGUCUUCAUCAUCACGUGGUGUCAGCCAGUCAAGUCUUUGGGAAGUUUUGGGUUUGAUUUUUUUCAUAACUGGAAAAAAACGUAUUCUGUUCGAAGAUGGAUGUGGAUCGUUCUUUUAAAGGCAUUUUUUUUUGGGGGGGGGGGUUCUCACCAGCCUGCCUCAUAAGCUUGAAUACACAUUUUCAUGGAAAAUACAAUAUUGAUGUUUGUUCUAUAGUCUGUUCUUCCUAUUCAACUUGAUUCCAGGAUGCACAGCGCUAUAGAGCUAUAUACUUGAGAAAGUUAUUUUGAGCGUGCAUUGUCAUCCCUAAGGAGGAACACUCUUUGCACUUUAAAGCCUUCAUAAAGACCCUGUUCAUGAUCUCCAGCUGAAGAUUACAAUGAGUGUCUCUCAUUGAGGCUAGAAUGAUUGUGUCAUAAUAACCUCAUCCUCUUCUUGGUGUUACUCUCUGACUCUCUGCCUGGCGUGGUGACAAGGGCACAAAAUACACCUUUUCUUUUAGGACCACUAAUUUUCUGUAUUGUACUUAGUAUUAAAAGAUUCCCUAACACUUAA
Coregonus clupeaformis (lake whitefish) is the source of this 3118-nucleotide messenger RNA. RefSeq names its product leucine-rich repeat-containing protein 49-like. Gene Ontology annotation, molecular function: protein binding. The record is from RefSeq and is a predicted model, not a curated record. Lineage: Eukaryota; Metazoa; Chordata; Actinopteri; Salmoniformes; Salmonidae.